Molecule: messenger RNA, 453 nt
Organism: Naegleria gruberi
Lineage: Eukaryota; Heterolobosea; Eutetramitea; Acrasida; Naegleriidae
Exons: 1
Coding region: 1-453 (150 amino acids)
Source: RefSeq, a predicted model, not a curated record
AUGUCAUGUUUGCUCUCUAGUAAUUAUUCACCAAACGCUAGUCAUUGUUACUUGUCCAACUAUAAGAUGAGUCAGCACCAUUCAUCCAUUCACAACAGUCAGAGAACAGUGUCCAGUUCACUUCAAGUGAAGAAACUAUCCUCCUCAAGAAGGUCCUCCCUUAAGAGAUUCAUCACAAAUAAUAGUACAUCAAAGGUAGUGAGAAAGGAAGACAUUGUGAUUAUCAAUGUUGAUGAGGAUUGUGCCAUUCUCCAAAUGAUAGACUUUCAUUUACAUGGUAAGAUGGGAAGAGUUGUUUCAAUUGUUGGUGACGAAGUAGAAUUGGAAAUGAUGAGAGAUUCAGACGAAGACACAGACGAUGAUUGGAUUUUUAUUGGAAAUAGUAGAGUUGUGGUACCAAUCUUUUGUCUCUGCCUUGAAGAUAGAGUUUUACAGAGUCGAUUACUUUCAUAA